AUGAAUUCCCCCAUUGAAGCCACUCAUCGAAUCACGCCGAUCAUGGCAGCUAACGAUGGCAAUAACGAUUUUUGGGACUUUUUUAACCCAUCUAACCUUUCAAUAAUCUUUGAGGAAGCUUCGAAAAUCAGAUUCCAGGACUAUGCUUACUGUAACUACAACCCGAAGGCCCUUUAUGGAAAGAUCACCGAAAGAAUCUCCGACGAAAAAUGGAACACGGAAGAGGCUUACGGCGAGAUCAUGAAGGCGGUCACUGUUGGUCUUGUGAGAGGAAACAUAACUCAGCAUCAAAUCGAAAAGAUUCCCGUCGGCGAGAGUAUUCUGAAAUCGGUUGCUAAUUUCGGCAUCCAAAUCCGAAAGAAGACCGAAAAGAUGCAGUGCUAUCCCGACACCCUGACCUUCGUCAGAUUUAUCUCUCUGUUCCCUCAUUUCGCAAGCUGUGCGUGCCUGAUAAUCCCUAGCAAUUUGACGCAGAAAAUCCCGUGCGACGGAAUUUAUUCCGCAUGCAUACUUCCCGUCGGGAUGAAGCACAGCGGCUUCGCUGCGCUCAUUCCGGCGGGUCCCGAUUACAGAGCGGUGCGGGGUUAUCUCUCCGUUGCUUUUACUGCUUUCAUGGUAGAGUUCUGGGAUGUGAUGAAUCCGAAAAAAUCGAACCGCGCUCCACAGGUGAAGUUCGAAGAGCAGUUCCGGUUGACCGAAACCGCAAUUGAUGACGGGAGAAUGAGCGACGAACGGAGAAUUACUGCUUUGAAAGUUGCCAUGGUCAACUCUAGGGUUUCGUUGGACCGGAUUCUGAGAGUUGUGGGUAAUGUUCGUAGGGUGCAUGGUAUGGCGGUGGAAGACCCUGGGUUGUACAAAAACGACGCCGUUUUGGAAGGUGAUUUCUGGAAAUUAGGGCACACUCGUGAAAUUGAAGAUGAAACGGGAAUCAAGGCUGCUGCAGAAAUUGAGGGUAUCAAGAAGAAAUACCCUGAUUAUGGUGAAGUUAUGGAUCACGCAAGCUGCUCUUCUGUCUCUUCUUCUUCAAUUGAUGCUGCUACUUCUGCAACUGCAGAUCUUCCAUUAUUUACUGAAACUGUUGUUUUUCCAGGUUUGACUGGUUUUCCAAUUUGAAAAAUUGAUGUAUUGACAAAAUUUAAAUGCGUUUUUAAGUUUGUAAUAAUGGGGCUGUUUAUUUUGAUU
Erythranthe guttata (spotted monkey flower) is the source of this 1182-nucleotide messenger RNA. Lineage: Eukaryota; Viridiplantae; Streptophyta; Magnoliopsida; Lamiales; Phrymaceae. The record is from RefSeq and is a predicted model, not a curated record.